Molecule: messenger RNA, 2217 nt
Organism: Diaporthe citri
Lineage: Eukaryota; Fungi; Ascomycota; Sordariomycetes; Diaporthales; Diaporthaceae
Exons: 4
Coding region: 1-2217 (738 amino acids)
Biological process (GO): transmembrane transport
Molecular function (GO): transmembrane transporter activity
Source: RefSeq, a predicted model, not a curated record
AUGGCUCAUGAUGGGGACGACCUGCGGGACCUGUCGUACCUGGCCAACGCCGACGUGAAGCUGGGCCUGGCCGAGCGGGACAGCAUAGCACCGAAGCAGAAACCAGACGCGAGAGGGUCAUCAGCAGAAUCUUUCGCCGAGUCCGCAGUAUUACCCCGGGAAUCAGCCUAUGGACCUCCACCGCCGGUGCCGGCAAAGGACAGUAUUUAUGUCAAGCGAAAAGUCGAGAACACCGAGGGGGAGAGAGCCAGCCCCGGAGCGAGUCGAGGGAAGCUGGACGUGAAGACGAAAGACGACAACCAACAAGAGAACGGGGACAGCAGUGAGCUGGCGAGAUGGACUUCAGCAACGUCCGCGGCCAUAACAAUAGGGAUUACUGCUUCAACACUGAAUAUAUUCCCAACAACGAAACCGAAAGAGACAAUAAAGGACACAAUGUCAACACCCCACCCUCUGGGCAUGUCGCCGCCGGACUUGACCACACCGAUUCCAGAACAAGUUUCAAUACCAGUGCCAACGAGACCGGCAAGGCCGUCCUCAUCACGUCUGUCCUCGUUAACGAGAGAUGGGCCGCUUACGACCGACAGGGUGGUUAUUGUCGACUCAAGCAGGCCGCCUACCUCGAGGUCGCAGCGGUCCCAACUCAAGACCUCAUACACCACGUACAGUACCUCGACCACAGGAAAGGGCGGUCGUAUAAAGUAUGGACGGGGCAAAUAUGCCACUACUGAGUUGAUCCCACAGCCCAGUGACGACCCUGAGGACCCUCUGAGCUGGUCAAGUCUCAAGAAGGAGCUCAACUUGUACGCUCUGCUGACCACUGUCGCCAUUUGCAAUGCUAUGAAAACGGCAUUGAUUAGCGUGAAUGAGGAUUUGGCCCGACGGUAUUCAGUCUCCUACACAGCUGUGGCAGCCCUCACAGGCGUGCCGCUCAUGCUCUCGGCCAUCGCGGGACUGGCGAGCUCCGCUGCCGCCAGGAUUUGGGGCAGGAGACCGGUAUUCCUGGCUUCAAUGAUUUUACUUUUCAUCGGGCUGGUAUGGAACACCAGGGUGACGACAAGUUACGGACAAUUCAUGGCGGCUAGGAUUUUUCAGGGGUUCGCAUGGGGUGCCUUCGAUACUUUGGUGGUUGGGUCCAUCAUCGACACCUACUUCGAACACGAACGCUCCACUAAACUAGCCACUCACCGUAUCGUCUCUGUUGCAACGCUCUGGGGCCCACCUCUGAUUGGAGGAGUCACCUCCCAGAACCAAGCUGGCUUCAGCCUGCAGUUCGAGAUUCUUGCAGUCUUCCAGAUCGUCUCUAUCCCCUUGCUCGUCCUAGCCGCCCCCGAGACCAUGUUUGACCGCACGAAUUCUAUGCUUAAGACGCCUACGACGGGGUGGUCCACCGGCGCAGCGAGCAAGUUCCCUCCAUGGGCGAGGAGGAGAUUCACCAAAUCGACCGCCAUCAACUACAUCAAGACCGUCGCCAGGCCAAUCUCCUAUCGCGGACCCUCAGAGGGCGUCAUCAGCAAGGACGUUCUCCUCCAGGCUCCGCGGGCCAUGCUCGCGCCCACCACCGUCCUCGCCUUCCUGGCCUCUUUCCUGCCCUAUUCCCUUCUCUGGGGCUUCUCCGCCUCCCUCUCGGGCCUAUUUGCGCCCGCGCCCGCGUCGCUCUCCCCAGCGACCAUCGGGCCCCUCCUCACGUUUCCCCUCGUCCUCUCCACUACUGCCGUCGCGGUCUUCGCGCUCUGGCCCUCGUGGUCCCAGACGAUGACGGCCUUCAAGACCCGCUCGACACACGUCUAUCUCUCGGCGGCGGCUCUCUUCCUCCUGGGCCUCCUCGCCGCCGGGGCCUAUAUCCUCGACGCGCCGGCCAAGCCCCUCCUCAAGCGUUCCGCCCAGUUCACCUCCCCGAACCUGGCCAUCUCGCUGUGCAGCAUCUCCGACAUGGACGUCGGCCUGGCCGUCUGGCGGGCGCUGUCCGCCGGAAUCUUCGCGAUGGCGAUCCCCUCCGCCGUCGUGGGUCCUGCCUCCUCCGCCGGGCUCAAGGGCACUGGUAUCGGCGUCUCCGUGGUGCAGGUUCUGGUGGCGGCCGGCCUGGCUGCCGUCUGGUGGAUGUGGGAGGAGAACAUCCGCAAGCUGGACGGGAGGACGAUGGGCUGCAGGGUUGACCUGACCUUUCUGAACAGCCGGGCCAGCCUUCAGGGCAGCUUUUUCGAGACGGAGGAUUGA